CAAACCAAUGUUUUUAUUAAAUAAUUUUCAAAUCAAAAGUAAUUGAUUUUAAGGACUACGUUUUAUUGAAGCUAACGAACUGAAGUCGAAAGUUACUGCGAUUAGACAACCCUAACUUAUAUUCUAAAUGGUUUGGGUAUAAGAAACUCAUUGUAUUUUUAAGCUAUUCAAUAAACAAUGUCCAUUAAACCGGAGUCUUCACAAAACUCUGAAUCACCAAUUGUUGAUAAAGAAGAAUUUAACACCAAGGUUCAAAAUUAUUACAAAGCACACAGCGUGCAUAGCAAAAAGUUAGAAUGGACGAAAGAAAGAAUAGAAAAUGUAAUCAAACUUUUAGAAGACUAUAGUAAAAAUAAAUUUCGUGGCGUACGAGCAACGAACAAACAAUACCACCACGCACAUAAAUAUGACGUCAUUAAAACUGGUAAUCACAAGGUAUUAAUGCUCAAAAGAAAAGAUAGUUUACAUCCAAUGUUAGAAAUGAUUCCAACAGAGGAUUAUUAUCAAAAAAUUCUCGACGCCCACCUCGCCACCGGCCACGGUAGAAGAGACAAAAUUGUUAGUACAUUAAGAAAUAAAUACAUGAUACCAAUAUUUGCUAUUAAAAUAUUUCUUGAUCUUUGUAGAGUAUGCAUAACACAUAAAAACAAUUUUAAACCCAAUGCUAAAUCAGCACUUGUCCAAAAACCUAUGCUAGCUAAUAACUUUAACCAGAGCGGACAUAUAAAUGUUUUAGACUUCCAAUCAAGUCCUGACGAAGAAUACAAAUGGUUAAUGCAAUACCAGGAUCAAACAACAAAGUUUAGUUUUUUACGACCAUUGAAAAGCAAAGAAGCGAAAGAAGUGGGUUAUGAAGUUUUAAAAAUAUUUCUACAAAUUGGUUGUCCUCAUUUUCUACAAAGUUGUGGAGGAAUUGAGUUUACUAUGUCAGUAUUAAGAGAAAUAACUACAUUAUGGUCUGCAUGUGAUGUCAUCCAAAGUGAACCAAUAGUUCCACAGGAAGAAGAAAGCAUAGAAACAUUGAAACAAGAUAUAAAAAAUAUGAUACAAGCAUGGAUGGUUGAUAACAAUUCAACAAAUUGGUCUUUUGGUUGUUAUUUUGUUCAAUUUCAAAUGAAUUCAUCAUACCAAUUGUCAACUCGUAACACUCCAUAUAAAGCAGUUUUUGGAACUGAUCCUAGAUUAGGAAUAUCAACAUCUUUAUCAGAAAAUAUUGAAGGCCACUUCCAAGUGGAAGUAAAAGUGGAAGAAGAUUCAGAAGAAAGUGAUAAAAAUGAAGAAAAGGACCAACUAAAUAAUCAAAAUUCAAAGUAUGGAGAAUAAAAAUGAAUUUUUAAUUUGUAUGUUACAAAUGUCUAGUUUACAUUAUUCCAGUCCAACUAUCCAAGUCCGCUCUGGCUUACAAUUGGAUAAAUAUUAACACAAUGUAAUCAGCACAAUGCGUUACAAUGUGUUUACAUUUUUCCAGUUGUAAUCCAGCAUUGAUAUUCGUCGCUGGACUGGAAUGAUGUAAACCAUAGGCAUAGAUUUUUCAACAAUGAUUUUGCAUAACAUUUAGAAACUCCCAAAACCAGAAUUUUAUUAUUUGUUAAACUUUUGUUGAGAUUAAACUUAUGUAUAAUAUAUUAGCAAAUUAGGAUAAAAAAAUGUAUAUAACUAAAAGUUAAAAAUAGUGCAAUCCUACUAUUACUGUUAAAGCGAAAGUUUGAAUCCUUUGUCGCGAAUGGUC
Papilio xuthus (Asian swallowtail) is the source of this 1729-nucleotide messenger RNA. Its product is annotated as KRAB-A domain-containing protein 2-like. The record is from RefSeq and is a predicted model, not a curated record. Gene Ontology annotation, molecular function: nucleic acid binding. The transcript is spliced from 2 exons. Gene Ontology annotation, biological process: DNA integration. Bases 178 to 1323 code for a protein of 381 amino acids. Lineage: Eukaryota; Metazoa; Arthropoda; Insecta; Lepidoptera; Papilionidae.